AUGGAGACUGGCAUUUCGAAGGCCCCGGAGCCAGGUGCGCCCGAAGGUCCCUCUACCACCAGCAUCGAGUCCGAGUCGAAGCCUCCAGCCUCUCACCAAAGUGGAGCAGCGCAUGUUCGUGAACAGGAAGGAGGUGAUUCAGAUGCAAGACGUUCGAAUCAGAAUGGCGCUACAAGGCGAGAUGCCCGAGGUGGUCGAGGAGGUCGUCAGGGCAAGAAGAGAGAUAUGGGGAGGAAGGAGUGGGCUAAGACCAAAGUAGACAAGCGCCAACGGAACGAUGACGAGCAAGCCGCCAAACGCCAACGCAUCGACCAAGGCAAGGAGGAACUACCGAUUUACGCUACGAAGUUCAGCGAGGAGGUGCUUGCGGCCGAGGAGAGAAGACCUAAAAAGAAGGUUGCUGUCCUUAUUGGAUACGCUGGAACUGGCUACAAGGGGAUGCAACUAGCGCAUGACCAGAAAACGAUCGAAGGAGACCUCUUCCAAGCCUUCGUUGCGGCCGGCGCCAUAUCCAAAGCCAACGCUGACGAUCCCAAGAAGUCUUCCUUUGUGCGGUGCGCGCGCACCGACAAGGGUGUCCAUGCCGCCGGCAACGUGAUAUCACUGAAGUUGAUCAUUGAAGACGAAGACAUAGUGAAGAAGAUCAACGAAAACCUGGUCCCCCAAAUUCGGGUCUGGGGGUAUGAACGGACCAGUAACAGUUUCAGUGCUUAUCAAUUGGUCGACUCCCGGAUAUAUGAGUAUCUCAUCCCUACACACAGCUUCCUACCACCACACCCGAGCAGUUUUCUUGCGAGGAACUGUGAAAAAUGGGCAGAGAAGAAGGGUGACGUGGACGGGUACAGAAAGAGACAGGAAGAAGUAUUGGGAUACUGGGAACAGGUGGACGAGGAGAUGAUCAAGCCGAUUCUGGCGGAAUACGACGAAGAGAUUCGUGCCAUUCUGGAGAAGGCACUGUGGCUGAAAACAGAAGGUGACUACGACGGGGUCAGUGGUGCAGACCUGUCGGUUCCCACGACUACGGAGGUUGAAGGAGACGUUUCUAAACUAGAGUUGCUGCAAGAAGCGGAAGGCAAAGGUGCAGAAUCGCAAGGCAAGCUUCCUGUAGACAGCAACAACAACGAAGAAGACACCUCCCCAACAGAAGACCCAACAGAUCCAUCCAAAUUACCGCGGUCGCGUAUCCUCGAAGAAGCUACGAAGCGGAUCCGGCAGGCCUAUAUCGCCGCCAAACGAGCCUACCGCAUUGCCCCUGAACGACUCGACCGGAUCCAAGAGGCACUCAACCUGUUUGUGGGCACACGCAACUUUCACAACUACACCGUUCAGAAGACUUUCAAGGAUCCCAGCGCAAAGCGAGUCAUCAAAUCCUUCCUUGUCAAUAGGACGCCCAUCCUUAUCAACGGAACAGAGUGGCUGAGUAUGAAAGUGCACGGGCAGAGUUUUAUGAUGCACCAGAUCCGCAAGAUGGUCGGGAUGGUCGCGCUCGUCGUGCGUUGUGGAUGUGAGCCUAAGCGACUAGUAGAGAGCAUGGGACCUGACAGGCUGUCCAUCCCCAAAGCGCCUAGCUUGGGCCUUCUGCUCGAACGUCCGGUAUUCGAAUCAUACAACAAGCGUGCCAAAGACUCACUCGCCAAAGAAGCCAUCGACUUUGACAAAUACAAGGAGGAGAUGGACAAGUUUAAGCAGGAACAAAUUUACGAGCGCAUGUACCGGGACGAGGAGAAGGACAACAUCUUUGGCAAUUUCUUCAAUCACGUCGACAACUUUCCUAGCGAGCCCUUUUUGUUUGUCACCUCAGGCGGCAUCGAAGCAACAAGGACGAAACCGUUGGUUGGGGCGAUCGAGAAAGACGAGACGAAGGGUGCGGACGCACUGUUGAAUAAUGGGGAUGUCGGUGUCGACGACGAGAACAGCGAUGCGGAAAAUACUGUCAAGGAUAACCAUGGUGACGAAGGCUGA
Molecule: messenger RNA, 1962 nt
Organism: Fonsecaea pedrosoi CBS 271.37
Lineage: Eukaryota; Fungi; Ascomycota; Eurotiomycetes; Chaetothyriales; Herpotrichiellaceae
Product: tRNA pseudouridine(38-40) synthase
Exons: 3
Coding region: 1-1962 (653 amino acids)
Biological process (GO): mRNA pseudouridine synthesis; tRNA pseudouridine synthesis
Cellular component (GO): nucleus
Molecular function (GO): pseudouridine synthase activity; RNA binding
Source: RefSeq, a predicted model, not a curated record